This is a messenger RNA of Annulohypoxylon truncatum, 2296 nucleotides long. Its product is annotated as P-loop containing nucleoside triphosphate hydrolase protein. Lineage: Eukaryota; Fungi; Ascomycota; Sordariomycetes; Xylariales; Hypoxylaceae. The record is from RefSeq and is a predicted model, not a curated record. Gene Ontology annotation, molecular function: nucleic acid binding; ATP binding; RNA helicase activity. Gene Ontology annotation, cellular component: 90S preribosome. Gene Ontology annotation, biological process: maturation of SSU-rRNA. The transcript has a single exon. Bases 67 to 2136 code for a protein of 689 amino acids.
CUUCGGAAUAAUGAUCCUAAACAAUUCUCGUCUUCGAAAAAUGGCUUGAACUAAUCGUCGCAAACCAUGGAUAUCCUGAAAAUUCUGUCCCGAGGGACAAAAAAAUCAGCUGCUCAACCGACUGUUCCGAAACCUAUUACGAAGCCGUCGAACCCUCAGCUUUAUAAUGAUCCUACUAGAGGAAUUAAGCGCAAGCGGAAUGAGGAACCUGUAUCGAAUCAAGAUGUCGACGAUGAUCUAGAAGAUAUCAAUUUCUUCGCGCCACGUGCAACGAAAAAGCCAAGCCCUGAACCCGAGACUCCGGAGACUUCGAAAGAGGAUACAUCAAAACCGCUGCUUGAUGAGGAAGAAGUGCGACAAAUCCUUCGAUCGCAUCGUUUGAAAUUCACACUCCUCUCCUCCCACGAGCGUAAAAAGUCGAAAGUGAAGAAGUCAAAAAAGAAGGAGGAGGAUAAACCUAAGGAAAAGGAUGGAAAGAAACAGCUCUUCCCGCAGCCAUUGACCUCGUUCUCUGAGCUUCGGUCUACUUACAAUAUCUCGACUAGACUGGGGGAUAAUCUUGCGAAACAAGGGUAUCGGAUACCCACUGAAGUUCAAUUGGGCAGCUUGCCAUUGUUGCUGCAGCCGGAUAGGGCGAUAUCGUCGUCUGCUGCAAAUGAACUGCAUUUCAAGACAAAACACGGCGUUCAUUUCUUGGCGGUUGCUCCCACUGGUAGCGGUAAAACGUUGGCUUUCCUGAUACCGGCUAUCAACAGCGUCCUUCGUAGGAGAGCCGGUGAUGCGGCGCAGAAGGAUCACGUCUUAGAAGUAAUCGUGGUUGCUCCGACGCGAGAGCUUGCGCACCAGAUCGUGAAUGAGGGGAGAAAGCUUGCGCAAGGCACGGGGGUCAAGAUUGUGGGGAUGAAGAAGGGCAUGCAGUUCCCGGCAGAGGGUCAACCGGAGGGCGAUUCCAAAGACGAAGAGGCCUCGGAAAGUGAUCAAGAAGCAGGUAGCUCUGAUGAUGAUGCAGGAGAUGAAAAACAAGAAGGCAAGCCUCAGAAAGCGACCACAAUAACUAAAACCGAUAUUUUGGUUACAACGCCCAUGUUACUGAGGAAUUUUCUAAAAUCGAGAAGAUUACCGACAGUCAAAUCUUUGGUCUUAGACGAGGCCGAUGUCCUCCUCGACCCCCUAUUCAGGGAACAAACUCUUGGAAUCUGGUCUGCCUGUACUAGCGACUCUCUGCGGGUGGCGUGUUGGUCUGCGACCAUGGGUUCUAAUGUUGAGGGAUUGAUAUUGGAACAGCUGAAAUCCCGAGCGUCUCACUCCAGCAUUCCUCUCAUUCGCCUUGUCGUCGGACUUAAAGAUACGGCGGUCCCAAGUAUCAAUCACAAACUCAUAUAUACGGCGACGGAACAGGGCAAGUUAUUUGCACUCCGCCAGCUUCUACAUCCCAGUUCUUCAGAUGACUCAAUGUCGAACAUGCGACUUCCUUUCCUAGUUUUUACACAGACAAUCGAGCGCGCCACAGCUUUACAUGAUGAGCUAAAGUUCGAUAUACCCGUUGAAGCUGGUGGCUCAUCCCGCAUCGCAGCUCUCCACUCAUCGCUUUCAGAUUCGGCUCGUUCUAAUAUUGUUGCUCGUUUCCGAGCCGGUGAGAUCUGGGUUCUAAUCACGACUGACCUUCUCAUGCGAGGAAUUGACUUCCGUGGAGUUAACGGCGUAAUCAACUAUGAUGUUCCAACAUCCGCGGCGGCAUACGUACACCGAGUAGGCCGAACCGGGCGGGCUGGUCAUGAAGGUGGUGUGGCCGUGACCUUCUAUACCACCGAGGAUGUCGCAUAUCUAAAGAGCAUAGCCAAUGUCAUUUCCCUAAGCGAGAAGCAAGCUGGGAAGACUAGUGAGGAAGGCAUUCCUAAGUGGCUGAUGGAUUCACUUCCGAAGGUUAACAAGGAAGAAAAGAAGAAACUUAAGAAGCGAGGUGUGGAGUCAAGGCGCGGAAACAAGGCUAAGAUUACAACCCAGAGUGCUUGGGAAAGGCGAAAGGAACAUAACAAACGCGGAGCUAUCGCUGGAAGCAAGAAAAGGAAGAUUCAGGGGGGCGUUAGUGAUACCCAGGUAAUAGAUGACGGUGAAUGGAGCGGCAUUGAUGAUUAAAUAUCCCAGCAGCUUAUAAAUUUCUGGUUAACUAUUUGAUGUUAUACUCAACUUCUGUUAGAGCUAGAAAGGCAGCUACAGCUUGUCUUAUUAUAUAAUCGCAAAAGAAAAACUUUGAUUGUAGCCUUUUUGUAACAAUAUGAAACAUGACGAUUCUAAG